AUGGAUACGGUACGUACGUUUGAUGCGUUCCCCAAGAUCAACUCACAACAUAGUGUUCGAUCAACUAGAGGUGGUCUUUCAACCAUCUUAACCACCUUUAUGGGACUCUUGAUCUUUUGGGUAGAAGUUGGUGGAUACAUUGGAGGAUACAUUGAUCAUCAAUUCACAUUGGAUAACAGUAUAAAACAAGAUAUUGCUAUCAACAUUGAUAUGAUGAUUGCCAUGCCCUGUGAGUUUCUUCAUACCAAUGUAUUGGACAUAACUGAUGAUAGGUUUUUAGCUGGAGAGUUACUUAAUUUUGAAGGUACCAAUUUCUUUGUACCUUCAACAUUCAACAUAGAUUCUGAGAAGGAAGUGGUCAACGUUGAAUUGAACCAAGUAUUUGCUGAAAAUAUGAGAGCUGAAUAUCAAGUUCAAGGUUCAAGACUGAAUGAAGGGGCGCCUGCUUGUCAUAUAUUUGGGUCUAUACCUGUCAACCAUGUUAAUGGAGAUUUCCAUAUCACUGCUAAAGGUUAUGGUUAUCAAGAUAGAAAUCAUGUUGAUUUACAAUCACUUAACUUCUCCCAUGUGAUAGCUGAGUUUUCAUAUGGGGAAUUCUUCCCAUUCAUGAAUAACCCAUUGGACUUUACAGGUAGAAUAACAAAUGAUCAUUUACAAUCUUACAAGUAUUAUACCAAAAUAGUCCCUACCCAUUAUGAGAAACUUGGGUUAGAAGUGGAUACUCAUCAAUAUGCUCUCACUGAACAACAUGUGACUUAUAAAGCCAGAGAGGGGAUACCAGGGAUUUUUUUCAAAUAUGAUUUUGAACCAAUCAAACUUAUAAUAAAGGAGCAAAGAAUGUCCUUUAUUCAAUUUGUGGCCCGUAUAGGUACAAUAUUGGCAGGUAUAAUGAUAGUGGCAGGAUAUUUCUAUCGUUUGUAUGAUAGGUUGUUGACCAUCCUUUUUGGUAAGAGAUAUGCCAGUAAAGAUGAUGAAAAGAAACAAGGAGGCAUUUUGGAUUCAAAACAAUAUUGA
Molecule: messenger RNA, 1014 nt
Organism: Lizanozyma spartinae
Lineage: Eukaryota; Fungi; Ascomycota; Pichiomycetes; Serinales; Debaryomycetaceae
Exons: 1
Coding region: 1-1014 (337 amino acids)
Biological process (GO): retrograde vesicle-mediated transport, Golgi to endoplasmic reticulum; endoplasmic reticulum to Golgi vesicle-mediated transport
Cellular component (GO): endoplasmic reticulum; endoplasmic reticulum membrane; COPII-coated ER to Golgi transport vesicle
Source: RefSeq, a predicted model, not a curated record